UCAUUUUUACUCUCCGUUAUUGGCUUCCUUCUUUUCUUGUGUUGAUCUUGGUGAUGAAAGCGAUGGCGACUGAGUUCAUCAAAAACUGCUGCAAGGGCCUGCUGUCGAAAGAGAAAGAAGCUGAACCUGAAGCUAUAAAGGAACAUGUUGCUCCGCCCAGGUCUAGGAAGUCUCUGAGUGACACAGAGAGUGAACGGUCGCCGGUGGGAUCCGUUUAUGGGAAGAAGCGAGUUGGAUGCACUGAGCACUUCCUCCUCUCCAGACCCCCUUUGGAUGGGAGACAGGUCCCUUUUGUUGUGCCAACCCUUAAACCGUCCUACAUCCAACCCAACAGUCAAUUGAACUCCAGCUACCCGGAAGGACUGCAAGGUUCAGCCAGGAGUAUGUUCAAUGACAGGAAAGGGGAGCUGUCUGGUAUGAGUCAGCUUGGGAUAGAUCCUGAUGCGGUUUUCCACCCCAGCUAUAUGCUCCAUCAUGUGUCCCCGGGAUCAGUAAGACGUCCACCUCAGCAAGUAAAGGGACUGAACAAGCAUGGAUCAGUGUGGGACUUGAAAGGCAACAAGUCACCAGUCUCCCCAGGUUUAAGCAGCUCCAUGUUUGAUCUUGCUACACCACACAGUCACAUUCAGCGCUAUGACUCGGUGUCCAUUGUCCAGAGCAGUGAGUCCUCCAUGAGAGACUCCCUGGGAAGUAAUCGCAGUCUAGAAUCCAUAACUCUCUCCGGGGAUGAAAGGGAGUUGGGGAAGCUGCAUGUGAGGCUGUGUUAUCAAGCUUCUCAUGAGCAGAUUUGGAUCACAGUAGUCCGGUGCAAAGACUUGUAUCUGGCUUCAGGGAGCGGAGACCAUCCUGUUAUCGGGAUUAAAGGGACCAUCACCUUACCAAAGCCAGUGCAGUUCAAGUCUUCAGUCAAAGAAGGCACUCAUGAGCUGGAGUUCAUGGAGACCUUCGUGUUUGCUCUGAAGCUGCAGCAGCUCCAGACAGUGGGCCUGGUGUUUAGGGUGCUGACCCACCACCCUCGGAAGAGGACCAUUGGGGAGUGUGCCAUGUCCCUACGCAAGCUCAGCUCUGUGGAGAGCGAACAUUGGCUGGACAUCACUCCCAUUUCCAAAGCCCUGCCCUGCCAUGCUGAGCUCCACAUUGGAACCUGUUUUCAGCCAGUCAGCAACAGGAUUCAGCUGCAGAUUCUGGCUGCACAGAACCUCCCCAGCUCUUCCACACCACUGGGCCCGAGUUUUUCUGUGAAGAUGGAGAUGCACGAUGUGAAUGGUCUGGUUGCUAAGAAGAAGACCAGAGCGCUGAAGUCCACCAAUGGACAGGUGAAGUGGGGCGAGACCUUCCUGUUCCCCAUCGCACAAGGGGAGCAAGGCAUCCGUUUCACUGUGCGACUGUACAGCCGCAGCUCUGUGCGGAGGAAACACUUCCUAGGCAAGGUCCAGAUGGGCUGGGAAAACAGCUCCAGUGAGGCAACGGAACAGUGGAUAGAUACGACCACGAACCCUGAAAAGGUGGUAGUCAUGUGGCAGAAGCUGAACCCAAUCUGAGAGAGUCCUCUCCAUAGGAAUUUGACAUUUUUUUAUGUUUUUUACUACCUUCUAGUGCUUGUAUAGUUACUGGACAUUUGUCAUUCUCAUGGAAGCACGCAAACUGCCUUUUUUAAAGAAACUUCAUUCAUGGAUAUAUCAAGGGCAACUCUCUUCCAUGAUUAAUAUGGUCAACUGCCUUCUAUACAGUUUACAUUGAAAGUAACUGACUUACUGUGACUGGUCAUAUUAUGGACAAAACAAACUUCAUUGUGAAAUUACUUGUCUUACCCUUUGAAAACUGAUCAGUGUAAGAGGAGAUGAGAAUUCAAGACCAAUCGUAAAAGAAGGAACUAAAAUGAUGUUCCAAAUGGUCACUAUACAUGCUUGCACUGAGCACAUUAACUACAAGUCUCUGAUUACUGAAUCUGUCUCUGCAUUACUGGGAUUUCAUUAUUUUUUAUUCUGUUGUGUGAAUAGGAUGUCUUGGUGUUUGAUUUUUCAGCACUAUGCUUUUUUAUUUAUUUAUUUAAGAUACCAGUUAAGUCUUUCCAACUGUGUCCUAUAGACAUAGAAGACUACUAAACAAGUAUGCGAAUUGAAAACAGCAAACUCUUCGGAAAAAAAAAACACAAAGUUUAAAAGAAUACAUGUGGUAAAACUGUAAGAAGUUAAGUGGCAAUAAUGUCUGUCAGUGACGUGUACUUCAUUAUAUAUUAAACAAACUAUACCGAGCAUCAAAAGAAACUUAUCACUAUUAUAACACAGCGCCUUCGUGCAAUCGGCAUGCUGGAGGCUGGACUAGGGCAGCAUACUGUGGCUCGCCGUCCUGGGUGCUCACAGCCAGCAGUUUCAAACCUGGCGAGACGGUAUAACCAGACACACUCUAUCAAUGACAGGCCACGAACUGGGAGACCAAGAUUCACAACACCUGCCCAAGAUCGGCAGAUCAUUUUGCAGCAUCUUCGUGAUGUCAAUUGUUAAUCAGCACAAUAAAAAGUCACUUCACCUGCUCUAAAACAGAGUUCACAUCUAGUGAAUUGUAUCCAAAUAUAACUGAUAAGUUUCUUUUGAUGCUCAAAUAUAAGUGAUACGUUUCUUUUGAUGCUGGGUAUACAUUUAGCGUUUCAUUACAAAUCAAAUACACAGCAUAAUUUAUGCAGCUUUCAAACGUGGGAGAUACGAAGUGAUGCCAAUACAUAUAUUAGGUAAGAUUUAGUAGAAUUAUUUAGUUAGUUCAGUGUACUUUAGGGUUGUACUAUUUUCUGGUCAGAUUAGUAAUGGAUAGUAAUGUCUGAGAGAAGGUAGGCUAACAAUGUGCAAUAUAUACAUGAACAAUAGAUAUUUUUAUAUUAUUGUAGUUAGCGACAUGUUGGAUAUAUCUAAUAUUUUAAAAACUGUACAUUAUUUAAAAAUGUAUUAAAGAUGUUUUUGUAGUGAGAAGAAUACAAAUAUUGUUUUGUAUGUCUACACUAAAUGGAAAAAAGAUUUGAAAUAUAUACUGUCCUGUAUAUUAAGUAUUUUAACUAGUGUGUACCACACACCUUUAAAAAAAAGAAGAAGAAGAAUAUAUAUAUAACUACGGUUUAAAAUAAUAUACAGAAAAACAAGCCCAGUUUUUUUCAUAUACUGUAGUAAAUAAAUCAACCUAAAGUAGUACAUUCAAAUACAAAGAGACUUUGCAUUGCAGUUAGCAUAGUAUUCACUAGCAUGUCUUCAAAAUGUAAACAAUAAAACAAAUUGUUUAACUAACACUGGACUUUCAUGACUUCUUGUUUUCUUCCAUAUUUAGCGCCUGUCUCUCAAGUGUCUUUAGUGUACUCAUCGUAAUUAAAUAGAGAGGUCUCUGUUGUAGAAGUAGCUUUAUUCUGUGAAACACACUGCAUGCUCAUCCUCAUUUAAACCCUUCCCUUCCCUCUCCCAGAGUGGAUUGUGAGCUACAUAUUGUUCACUUCAAGGUGCA
Molecule: messenger RNA, 3483 nt
Organism: Acipenser ruthenus (sterlet)
Lineage: Eukaryota; Metazoa; Chordata; Actinopteri; Acipenseriformes; Acipenseridae
Product: tandem C2 domains nuclear protein-like
Exons: 11
Coding region: 54-1541 (495 amino acids)
Cellular component (GO): nucleus
Source: RefSeq, a predicted model, not a curated record